This is a messenger RNA of Toxotes jaculatrix (banded archerfish), 1781 nucleotides long. RefSeq names its product cilia and flagella associated protein 100 (gene cfap100). The record is from RefSeq and is a predicted model, not a curated record. Bases 12 to 1781 code for a protein of 589 amino acids. The transcript has 15 exons. NCBI's taxonomy places the organism in Eukaryota, Metazoa, Chordata, Actinopteri, Toxotidae.
UGCAGCACCAGAUGCCAGAGGAAACCUCAGAAAUGUCGUCGCCACAACCCAAAGGACUACAGAUUUCUUCAGGCAGCAUUAUCGUCUCAGAAACUGAAAGUGCUGCCAAAUCGCAUGAACAAGACAUGAGGAGAAGGAGGAGGGCGAUACGACAAAGCCCGUUCAAAGUGCCAGACAGUAAUAGCAUUUUUCUGCUCAGCGUAAAUGAAAAGGGAGUCCAAAAAGAGGAGAUGCGUAAAUUCCUGGCUCUGCCGAUUGAUGAGAAGGCGACCCACGCUGCACAGAUGAUGGCCAAGCUGAAGAAAGACCUGGAGGGAGAACUGGAGGAGGAGGAGGAGGAGGAGGAGGAGGAGGAAAAGGAGAAGAUGAAGAAUCUAAAACAAAUCAGGAGUAAGACAACUAUCCCUAAACAAACUCCAGGCAGACGUGAGCUGAAGGUGGCCAUGAUGAAACGAGAAAACUUCACAAAAGAGAGCAAACAUGACUUAAUCUCCAUGGAACGGCAGAAGGCCGUGUUGGAGUUAUCUCUGAUGACGAAGAGGAGCGAGAUCUUGAGGAUGGACAAGGCCAUUGCAAAAGACGAGAGGAAGAUUAAACAGCUCGAAAAGAUUAUUGAGAGAGACAACCUCAGCUUUGAAGAGUUCCUCAGGGAGAAUGAGAAGAAGUCUGUGGAGGCCAGAGCACUUUUUGAACAGGAGGCCAAGUCCAAACAGAAGAAAAAUGCUGAGAUCAAGAAACUGAAUGGUGAAAUAGGGACCAUAAAAAGUGAAAUCGCCAUGUCUGAAGAAAUCCUGAUAGACUACAAGAGAUACAAGGAGCUUCUGUUCAAGCUGUCUCCUCCAGAGUGGCAGGAGGCCCAGAAAGCCAAGGCUUUGAAGGUUAAAGUCCCACCUGACACAGACACACAGGACAAGCAAGAAAGGGAGGGGUCCACAAGUGGGAACGGUUUGGAGGAAAAGGUGUCCAGUCCAGGCAGAGAGCUGUCUUCUAUCAGAGAGACCAGGCUGUCCUCAGCCCACAGCGACACACUGAUUACAAAUUCAAAGCUGGAUAGUGACAGCUCAGAGUAUGAGGAUGAGCCAGAGCUGUACUUUUCUGAUCCCCAGCAGCUUCUAGAUCUGCUGACUGAGCUGACAGAGCAAAACCUGUCCCUGAUUCAGAACUCUACAAGGGUGGAAGAGACGAUGGAGGAGCUCCGACAAUCCUUGGAGACAACCAGGAAGACGAUUGAAAAGGAGGAAGAGCAGCUAACUCUACAGAUAAACGACAUGAAACAGAGAAUCGACAAAGAGAAGACCAGAGGAAACAAGCUCAAACUGAGGGUUCAGCUCCAUGUGUCGCUAGAUGCAGAAGACCAGGAUGCAAUGCUUGAUGCUCUGGGUGAUAAGGUGGCAGAGGUGUAUCACAGCUGCAUGGACGACAGGAUCACCAACCUCAGCACCUUGGAGAAGCUCGCCAGUAUUGAGAACCGUAUGUCUUUACUGCUCCAGGACCUGGAGAGCAUCCCUGAAGAAAGUUUGGAGAUGAUGAAGAGGAUUAAGGACAGCGAGAGGAGGAGCAGGGAGCGUGAAGAAAAGCUGAGAGAGCAGAGAGAGAAACAGAAAGAAAGGAUGAGGAGGUAUUUGGAGAGAUCCCUGGCUGACUCCAAGAAAACAAGUGGGAGAAAGCUCAUGCCCAGAUGCAUGCCUGUUGCCCAGAAAGCCAAAGUCAGUGAUGGGGACAACGUCCCUGAUGAGGACGAGCUCCACGCCUACCUCUUCACCUCUGAGGACAUAGAGUAA